This is a messenger RNA of Lactuca saligna, 807 nucleotides long. The record is from the annotation of a GenBank genome assembly. NCBI's taxonomy places the organism in Eukaryota, Viridiplantae, Streptophyta, Magnoliopsida, Asterales, Asteraceae.
AUGACGACCGCCGCACCUUUCUCCGGUGCAAUCGGAAAUUCCAGAUGGUCACUUGCCGGAAUGACUGCCGUCGUCACCGGUGGUACACUUGGGAUCGGCUAUGCUGUGGUGGAGGAACUGGCGGAGUUAGGAGCACAAGUGUACACCUGCUCACGUAAUGAAUCUGUACUUAACCAACGCUUACAAGAAUGGUCCGACAAGGGUUUUAAGGUCACUGGAUCCGUCUGCGACUUAUCUUCUCGUCCCCAACGAGAACAGUUUGUGGAAAAAGUCACAACACUUUUCGGUGGCAAACUCAACAUCCUAAUCAACAAUGUUGGGACAAAUAUAUUUAAAACUACGUUAGAGUUUACCCCAGAAGAGUAUUCCAUGAUCAUGGCUACCAAUUUGGAAUCUUGUUACCAUAUGUGUCAACUUACACAUCCUCUUUUAAAAGCUUCUGGAGGUGGAAACAUUGUGUUCAUUUCAUCUGUUGCAGGUCUUGUUCACGUUUCUGUUGGGUCUAUUUACAGUGCCACCAAAGGUGCAAUGAAUCAGCUUGCAAAGAAUUUAGCAUGUGAAUGGGGUAAAGAUGACAUUAGGGCUAAUUGUGUAGCACCAUGGGUCACGAAAACCCCACUCGCCGAGCAUCUUCUUGAAAGCGAGGAGUUUCUGGAAGCUGUGGCAUCUAGAACUCCUCUGAAACGCGUUGCAGAAGCAAAUGAAGUUUCAUCUCUCGUAGCGUUCCUUUGUAUGCCUGCUGCUUCUUACAUCACUGGCCAAACCAUUGCUGUUGAUGGUGGAUUUACAGUCAAUGGAUUCUCGUGA